ACAGCGUGCCGAUCGACCAUGUCGAAGCGAGGAAGGGGAGGAUCGGCUGGGAACAAGUUCAGGAUGUCGCUGGGUCUCCCAGUGGCAGCUACUGUGAACUGCGCAGACAACACGGGAGCCAAGAAUCUCUACAUAAUAUCAGUCAAAGGAAUCAAAGGACGCCUGAACAGAUUGCCGUCUGCCUGCGUCGGCGACAUGGUAAUGGCCACCGUCAAGAAAGGAAAGCCCGAUCUCAGGAAGAAAGUUAUGCCAGCUGUCAUCGUCCGCCAACGCAAACCCUGGCGCCGAAAGGACGGCGUCUACAUGUACUUUGAAGAUAACGCGGGUGUGAUCGUCAACCCUAAGGGAGAAAUGAAAGGAUCUGCUAUAACUGGGCCGAUUGGAAAGGAGUGUGCUGAUCUGUGGCCAAGAAUCGCAAGUGCUGCCAAUGCUAUUGUCUGAGCUUGAAUUUCAACUCAUUUUCUGUUGUUAGUAAAUUGUUUUUUGUUUGGAAGAGAAUUUUGGUUUAUGUUUUUGAAACUAUUAAUUCUGAUUUUCAUUUUGUUUAGCUAUACUUGUUAUAGAAUGUGGUGCUGAGGAUUAAUUUUCUAA
Molecule: messenger RNA, 591 nt
Organism: Pistacia vera
Lineage: Eukaryota; Viridiplantae; Streptophyta; Magnoliopsida; Sapindales; Anacardiaceae
Product: 60S ribosomal protein L23
Exons: 4
Coding region: 19-441 (140 amino acids)
Biological process (GO): translation
Cellular component (GO): cytosolic large ribosomal subunit; ribosome
Molecular function (GO): large ribosomal subunit rRNA binding; structural constituent of ribosome
Source: RefSeq, a predicted model, not a curated record